Lycium ferocissimum is the source of this 462-nucleotide messenger RNA. RefSeq lists its product as uncharacterized. NCBI's taxonomy places the organism in Eukaryota, Viridiplantae, Streptophyta, Magnoliopsida, Solanales, Solanaceae. Bases 1 to 462 code for a protein of 153 amino acids. The transcript has a single exon. The record is from RefSeq and is a predicted model, not a curated record.
AUGGUUGAAAAGAACCUGCUCCUUGAGGCGGAUAAUGCCGGUUUUAAUCGAGACAAUGCCAAUUUUAUUACGAGGCUUGGUGAACUUGAGGCCACUAUUUCCCAACUUCGGAGUGAACUUGACUCGGUCAAAGCUGAUGCUGUGGAGAUGGCAGAAAGGCAUCACCAACUUGAAUCUGACUGUGCUAAUGACAAGGAGAAGCUGAGGGUGGCCGAGCAGAAAGCCAAGACUCGAGCUCGGAUUAGUGACGAGCUCAAGAGCAAGCUCGAGGAGGCUACAGAGGCCAAUGAUGUGCUUCAGGCUGAGUUUGAAUCGGCUAAUCAAAUUCGAAUAGCUCUUCUUAAAGAGAGAUCCGAACUAGAGGCUGAAUUGAAAAAAACUGAGGCCGACCUAGAAGAGUCUCUUAAAGACAUGGAGACUGUCGAGGCUCGUUCUACGAUUCUGAUCAAGUAUGAGUGGUGA